Capsicum annuum is the source of this 2243-nucleotide messenger RNA. Its product is annotated as nicotinate phosphoribosyltransferase 1. The transcript is spliced from 15 exons. Gene Ontology annotation, biological process: NAD+ biosynthetic process. Lineage: Eukaryota; Viridiplantae; Streptophyta; Magnoliopsida; Solanales; Solanaceae. Gene Ontology annotation, molecular function: nicotinate phosphoribosyltransferase activity. The record is from RefSeq and is a predicted model, not a curated record. Bases 361 to 2064 code for a protein of 567 amino acids.
UGACAAUCAAGCCAAAUGAAAUAAAGCAAAAAAAUGUUGACAGAUAGAGAGGACGUAAUCCACUUAUUAAAAGUUUUGAUCCGUCUCUUGCGUCCAAAAUAAACACAAACAAUCCUACAAGUGUUAAAAAGUACUUGGUGAUAUCAAACGCCGAAAACAAAAAAGAAAAAAAAAAAACUUUUUAUCAAACAGCUGGGCCUCCAUUUUCCUCUUCCUCUGUUUUUUCUGCAUGCUGUAUAUAUAACCCCCAGCAGGAAAGAAUCGGCUUGCUCCGGCAUCGGCUCCGUGUUUGGUGACCAUCGUUACCAUUCAGAAUAAUAACAAUUCAGUUAAACGAAAAUAGUUCUGUUUUAUUUCAUAAUGGCGGCGGCUGCAGUGGCUAAUGGGACAAAGAAAAUAGAACAAACAGGACGGUCUAAAAGUGGGGUUAUUAGUGGUCCGAGUAAUCCAAUGGUGACACCUCUUUUAACAGAUCUUUAUCAAUUUACCAUGGCUUAUGCUUAUUGGAAAGCUGGAAAACAAAAUGAACGUGCUGUGUUUGACUUGUAUUUCCGGAAGAAUCCGUUUGGUGGUGAAUAUACAAUAUUUGCUGGAUUAGAAGAAUGCAUAAAGUUUAUUGCUCAUUACAAAUUAACUGACGAUGAGAUAACUUUUAUCAGAUCAUCAUUACCCCCUUCUUGUGAGGAUGCCUUCUAUAACUACCUUAGAGGAAUUAACUGUUCAGAUAUUGAGAUAUAUUCAAUACCUGAAGGAUCAGUUGUGUUUCCCAAAGUACCACUGAUGAGGAUUGAAGGGCCAAUUGCUGUAGUUCAACUACUGGAAACUGCAUUUGUCAAUCUCAUAAACUAUGCAUCGCUAGUAACUACUAAUGCCGCAAGACAUCGUUUUGUUGUGGGAAAGUCCAAAUUGCUGUUGGAAUUUGGGCUUCGAAGAGCACAGGGUCCGGAUGGUGGUAUUUCUGCUUCUAGAUAUUGCUACAUGGGAGGAUUUGAUGCAACAAGCAAUGUGGCAGCUGGAAAUUUAUUUGGGAUCCCGCUUCGAGGAACACAUUCCCAUGCCUUCGUUAGUUCAUUUAUGAGCCCAGAUGAGAUCAAAGAAAAAUCACUUAAACACCAUGGUGGUUCUAGUGUUUGUAAGGAUUUUGUUAGUCUGGUGAAGACGUGGCUUGGUAAAUUAAAGCGGUCACGCUUAUUAGGUGGAAUUUUCAAUGAGACGAACCAAAGUGAGUUAGCAGCUUUUACCUCAUAUGGGCUUGCCUUUCCUGGAAGUUUUUUGGCCCUUGUGGACACUUAUGAUGUCAUGAGAAGUGGUGUUCCAAAUUUUUGUGCAGUUGCUCUUGCUCUUAAUGACCUGGGGUAUAGCGUAUUUGGCAUUAGAUUAGAUUCUGGUGAUCUUGCUUAUCAGUCAUGCGAAGCCCGGAAAUUCUUUCAAACUAUUGAAAAAGAGUUUGGAGUGCCUGGUUUUGGAAAGAUGAACAUCACAGCUAGCAAUGACCUUAAUGAGGAAACAUUGGAUGCACUAAAGAAACAGGGCCAUGACGUUGAUUCUUUUGGUAUUGGAACACAUUUGGUUACCUGUUACGCACAGCCCGCACUUGGUGUUGUUUUCAAGUUGGUUGAGAUCAAUAAUCAACCUAGGAUCAAACUUUCUGAAGAAGUUACAAAGGUCUCUAUUCCAUGUAAAAAACGGUGCUUCAGAUUGUAUGGAAAGGAAGGUUACCCCCUUGUCGACAUAAUGACUGGUGAAAAUGAGCGUCCUCCUAAGGUAGGUGAACGGAUUUUGUGCCGUCAUCCAUUUAUUGAAUCUAAACGGGCAUAUGUUGUGCCCCAGCGUAUUGAGGAGCUUUUAAAGUGUUUUUGGCCUGGAAGUUCAGAUAAAACACGGGAAGAUCUGCCUCCACUGAAGGAGAUCAGGAAACGGUGUAUUGAACAACUGGAGCAAAUGCGGCCAGAUCACAUGAGAAGACUAAAUCCAACACCAUACAAGGUUAGCGUGAGUGGAAAGUUGUAUGAUUUCAUCCAUUUCCUCUGGCUCAACGAAGCGCCUGUUGGGGAGUUACAGUGAUCAAUCAAAUGAAGGAACAGAAUUUUUGGAAGAUUUUUUUUUGGUGGAGCAUAGUGGGUUCGAAAAGGAUUUUCUAAUAACCUGUACAUCUUUUUCCUUUAUUUUUUUCUGGGCAGUGUAGUGCAUAAAAUACCUUGGAUGUUUAUGAAGAGAAUAAAAGUUUUUCCCCUUUGUUUUCA